AUGUCAAAACACUCCUCGUUCUUAUUGUCCCUUAAUUCAUUCAUUUCUCGUACAUCCCGGGGUCUGCAACCACAACUCUAUUCUCGCAAUGCGUCGACAUCUUCACCCGCACCAGUCGGAGGGGGACCUCCGCGGGACGAUAACCUUCCUCCCCCCACCAACAACAAGAUUGAGACAGAUUCAUUAGCGGAAGACAAGAAUAUAAUAGGAGGAUUUACUCCGAAGCCACUCAAUCGCCCUCUGGGUCUUCCUUAUCCCCCACAACCAGGACAGAAUACGGGUAUCGAUACGAGGACACUCCGUCAACGACGGGACGAUUUUGUAGACUAUGAAAAACAUAUUGAGCGACGGAAGGAACUGGUCCGACAAGCUGCCAAACCUUACUUUCGUGAAUGGACAAAUAUGCGCUAUCACAAGGGCAAAACCUUCAUAUCCAACACCCGCCUCUUCAAAGCCGAUAAAGCCCUUUACUUUCCCAAUAUAUACGGCCGCACACUCUCCCCUUCAACACCCAUGCAGGACACCACCCCGAUCCUUCGUAGCAAGAUAUCCGUCGUGAGCAUAUUUUCCAGCCUCUGGGCUGAGCGCCAAGUCGCCUCCUUUGUGAACCCGCAGAAAAACCCUACACUGCACCAGAUUUUGAAAGAAUCGCCCAAUGUGGCUCAACGGGUUGAGAUUAAUUAUGAAGACAAUGCGCUGAAGGCGUGGCUGAUACGCAUGUUCAUGUGGCGGAUGAGGAAGAAGAUGCCGCGGGAGCAGCAUGAUAGGUAUUUUUUGGUCAGGAAAGGGUUGACAGAGAGCUUGAGGGAGAAGAUUGGGAUGAUGAAUAGUAAGGUUGGGUAUGUUUAUUUGCUGGAUCAGGAGUGCAGGAUUCGAUGGGCUGGGAGUAGUAUUGCAGCAGAGGAGGAGAUGGAGUCUUUGAAUAAUGGGUUGCGGAAACUAAUUGAGGACAGGAGGGUAUGGAAGGGUCUCAAUGCCCUCUCACAAAAGACCGAAGGAAAUGUGUAA
Molecule: messenger RNA, 1008 nt
Organism: Paracoccidioides lutzii Pb01
Product: mitochondrial ATPase complex subunit ATP10
Exons: 2
Coding region: 1-1008 (335 amino acids)
Biological process (GO): mitochondrial proton-transporting ATP synthase complex assembly
Cellular component (GO): mitochondrial inner membrane
Source: RefSeq, a predicted model, not a curated record